UCACUAUAAGCCUCAAAGUCUACUCGUUGGAGUAUCUGACAAUUUUACAAUCCUCGAUAAGAUGCUCCAAACCAGCAGAGACACAAAAUAAAAGCACAACAAUUUUUAUACACACCUCAUUUUUAUGCCUUAAUUUCUUCCCGCUUCCGUUACUCCUUCCUCUUCUUCUUCUUAGAUCAUGGCUUCUGACCCGAAUUCAUCAACACCCAAUACCACUUUCGUUCAAGCCGACCCGUCCAAUUUCCGAGCCGUUGUUCAAAGACUCACUGGCGCAACCCAAGAUUCGUCCUCCGUGAAGCUCCCUGUUACUGGGACAGGGCCAGCUGGGCCUCGACGACCGGUUUUCAAGCUGCACGAGCGGAGGCAGAGUGCGAGAAAGCUCGAGAUCAUGCUCAACAAUGGGGGUAGCUUUGGUGGGCCACUUUUGUCACCUUCUUCUCCUUCUUCAGCCGCUAGGAAGAGAAGUUUUUUGGCUUCGCCAAUUUCACCACUGGAAAUUCUGACACGUGGCAGUCCAAGAUCGCCGAUGGAGGAAGAAGAAAAAGCCAUUGCUGAAAAAGGAUUUUAUUUGCAUCCAAGUCCACUAAGUACUCCUAGAGGCUCUGAACCUCCUGAACUAUUGCCUUUGUUUCCACUUCAGUCCCCAACUGCUACAAACAAUUCAUCAUCAUCUAGUUAGUUUAACUUUAAUUAAUGCUGUGUUAUUGUGUUAUUUAUAAAUAUAUUUAAUUAUAUGAAAGAAGUUGAUCAUGAAAACGUGGUCUAUUUUGUUCUAAUGUAGAAUGUGAAAUGAUCUUGCUACUUAUGUGUUUUAAUGUUUCGAAAUUUUUCUAAGUGAUUUCUUUUAAUAAUCAUAGGUUGUGUUUGAUGCAGGUACUUCGUAAAAUUAGUUGACCUAUCUUUA
Solanum dulcamara is the source of this 904-nucleotide messenger RNA. RefSeq names its product VQ motif-containing protein 11. Lineage: Eukaryota; Viridiplantae; Streptophyta; Magnoliopsida; Solanales; Solanaceae. The record is from RefSeq and is a predicted model, not a curated record. The coding region runs from base 179 to 679 and encodes 166 amino acids. The transcript has a single exon.